This is a messenger RNA of Erpetoichthys calabaricus (reedfish), 7785 nucleotides long. Its product is annotated as probable ubiquitin carboxyl-terminal hydrolase FAF-X. The transcript is spliced from 44 exons. Bases 120 to 7706 code for a protein of 2528 amino acids. The record is from RefSeq and is a predicted model, not a curated record. Gene Ontology annotation, biological process: protein deubiquitination; cell migration. Gene Ontology annotation, molecular function: cysteine-type deubiquitinase activity; cysteine-type endopeptidase activity. Lineage: Eukaryota; Metazoa; Chordata; Cladistia; Polypteriformes; Polypteridae. Gene Ontology annotation, cellular component: cytosol; nucleus.
UAAAGCAAUGGUAUCUGCAAAAUGGCCAGUUUUUAAGCUUAAAACUUAAUACAGCCAUCAUUGCUGCUCUACUGGUAAAAGAAACAACAAAAGUGGACACGAGUGCUACGGCCUGCCUGAUGUCAGCCAUGACAGCAAGAACCAUCAGCUCUCCGGAUAGCAGCUUGGGCCCAGCGCCAGAUGGACAGCCGCAGUCUCCUCUUCCUCCAGACCUGACAUCAUCUCCAACCGGUUUGGAUGAAACCUUUUCAGCAAACCCUGCAGUUGACCAGAGUCAAGGAGUAGGCACUACUACAUCUGAAGAUGAUGAACCAGCAUUUCCUCAUGCUGAGUUAGCCAAACUGGAUGAUUUGAUCAAUCGGCCAUGCUGGGUGGUCCCAGUUUUGCCAAAGGGUGAAUUAGAAGUUAUUCUUGAAGCUGCUAUAGAUCUUAGUAAAAAAGGACUUGAUGUGAAGUGUGAAGCAUGCCAGUCUUUUUUCCGAGAGGGCUUGACAGUUUCUUUCAGAAAAAUCCUUACAGACGAUGCAGUAAGUGGGUGGAAAUUUGAGAUCCAUAGGUGCAUAAUUAAUAAUACCCAUCACCUGAUAGAACUUUGUGUGGUGAAGCUUUCCCAAGACUGUCUUCCUCUCCUUGAUCUGCUUGCGGUGGCCUUAAACCCUCGCUGCAAGUUCCACCUCUAUAGUGGCACAUAUCCACCUGAAACAGUGCCCUCUGGAGGACAGCUAGUAGAAGAAGACAUUCUAUUUGCCCACCCAUCUAAUCCACAGUCACCAAAGGGCUGGUUAGUGGAUCUCAUAAAUAAGUUUGGCACAUUAAAUGGAUUUCAGAUCUUACAUGAUCGCAUCAUGAGUGGCCAUGCCCUAAAUGUUCAGAUUAUCACAGCUCUUAUUAGACCUUUUGGACAAUGCUAUGAAUUCUUAACAUCGCACACAGUGAAGAAAUACUUUUUACCAAUAAUAGAGAUGGUUCCACAAAUUUUAGAAAAUCUUACAGAUGACGAGUUGAAAAAGGAAGCAAAAAAUGAUGCAUUGUCUGUGAUAAUAAUGUCAUUGAAAAACCUGGCUUCAAGGAUACCAGGACAAGAGGAAACUGUGAAGAAUUUAGAAACAUUUAGAUUAAAAAUGAUUCUUAGAUUGUUACAGAUUUCAUCCUUUAAUGGUAAAAUGAAUGCCCUGAAUGAAGUUAAUAAGGUGAUUGCAAGCAUCUCCUAUUCUGCUCACCAUCAUGGCAAUGCAGAGGAAGUGGAGGAAUGGCUGACAGCUAAGAGAAUGGCAGAAUGGAUUCAACAAAAUAACAUAUUAUCAAUCUUACUAAGAGACAGUUUGCAUCAGCUGCAAUAUGUGGAGAAGCUUGAAAAAAUCCUACGAUUUGUAAUAAAAGAAAAGGCGUUGACUCUUGGAGAUCUUGACAAUAUCUGGACAGCUCAGGCAGGUAAACAUGAAGCAAUUGUAAAGAAUGUUCAUGAUCUUCUAGCAAAACUAGCUUGGGAUUUUUCUCCUGAACAGCUUGAUCAUCUUUUUGAUUGUUUCCAGGAAAGCUGGACAAAUGCAAGUAAAAAACAGCGUGAGAAACUUUUAGAACUGAUACGUCACCUUGCUGAAGAUGACAAAGAUGGAGUAAUGGCUCACAAAGUACUAAAUCUUCUUUGGAAUUUGGCACAUAGUGAAGAUGUGCCUGUUGACAUCAUGGACCAGGCACUUAGUGCCCAUAUAAAGAUUCUGGAUUACAGUUGUUCGCAGGAUCGGGACACUCAGAAGAUCCAGUGGAUAGAACGAUUCAUUGAAGAGCUCCACAGUAAUGACAAAUGGGUUAUCCCAGCACUGAAACAAAUAAGAGAAAUCUGCAGCUUAUUUGGAGAAUCACCAUCAGUUUUGAGCCAGGCCCAAAGGAGUCCCCGUGUAUUUUAUCGACAUGACCUAAUAAACCAGCUACAGCAUACCCAUGCUCUGAUUACACUAGUAACUGAAAACCUUUCUACUUACAUGGAAAGUAUAAAACAGUUUGUUAAAGUGCAUUCAGGAUAUGACCCACAGACUGUUAGAGAGGGUAGUCGGUACAGCCAUGUACAAGAAGUCCAGGAAAGAUUAUAUUUUUUAAGGUUUCUGCUGAAGGAUGGACAGCUUUGGCUUUGUGCACCAGAAGCCAAGAAAAUCUGGAAAUGCCUAGCUGAAAAUGCUGCAUUUCUUUGUGAUCGAGAGGCUUGCUUCAAGUGGUAUUCCAAGCUGAUGGGCGAUGAACCUGACCUCGACCCAGAUAUUAACAAGGACUUCUUUGAAAAUAAUGUACUGCAGCUUGAUCCUUCACUCCUUACAGAAAAUGGGAUGAAGUGCUUUGAACGUUUUUUUAAAGCAGUGAACUUUAAAGAGGGAAAACUUGUGGCAAAGCGAAGGGUUUAUUUGAUGGAUGACUUGGAAUUGAUAGGACUUAAUUAUCUUUGGCAGGUUGUUCUUCAUGGACUUGAUGAUAUUUCCAGCAGAGCUAUUGAUUUAUUGAAAGAAAUGUAUACAAACCUUGGACCAAAAUUGCAAGUUAAGCAGGUAGAGAUUCGCGAAGAUUUUAUCCAGUCUUGUUUUGAUCGAUUAAAAGCUUCAUAUGGCAUGCUAUCCAUAUUAAAAGGUGAAAAGAAUAAUAAUAAUUGUGCCAGAGAAGAAGCAAACCAAAUGAUACGUGUUUUGACUGUUUUGAGGGAGUAUAUCAAUGAAUGUGACAGUGAAUAUCGUGAAGAAAGGACAAUUCUUCCUUUGUUAAGAGCUUUUCGAGGCAAGCACAUAACACUUACAGUUCACUUUCCUAACCAACACUGCCAAAUAGAUGACCUGGAUGUUUGGUCUCAUACAAAUGACACCAUAGGGUCAGUAAGGAGGUUUAUUUUGAAUCGUAUAAAGGCCAAUACCACACAUACUACAAUAGACCUUUUUAUUGGUGGUGAACUUAUUGAUUCCAUGGAUGAUAAUAAAUUAAUUGGACAACUAAACAUUAAGGAUAAAACUCUUGUAACAGCAAAGCUUGUGCACAUGAACUCAGCUAUGCCAUCAAGUCUGGAUAGUUCUUCAGAUUCAUCUGUUGGCUCUACUGGAAAUAAUGGAAACCAUUAUAGUGAUAGUCCAAGCCCAGAAGCAGAAUGUUAUCUUCCAGGAGUGAUUAUGUCACUUCAUCAACAUUACAUAACCUUCCUCUGGCAAGUUUCAGACUUGGGUUGCAGUUUGAACAUGCCACUGCUGAGAGAUGGUGCUCGUGUGCUCAUGAAAAUAAUGCCUCCUGAUGAAACUACAGCAGCAGAACUGCAAGCUAAUUGCCUCAAUCACGCUAAGCAUGGUGAAAAAAGCCUGAGCCCAACUCUAGAUUCUCUGUUUUUCGGCCCAUCUCCAUCUCAGGUUCUCUACCUAACAGAGGUUGUUUAUGCUUUACUUAUGCCUGCAAGUGGAAUCUUGGGGAACGAUGCAAGUGACUUCCAAUAUAACUUCCUAAAAAGUGGGGGACUGACUCUUGUUUUGAAUAUGCUGACAAGAAAUAAUUUUAUACCAAGUGCUGAUAUGGAGACAAGGCGGGGUGCCUAUCUUAAUGUCUUAAAAAUUGCUAAAUUGCUGUUAACAGCAGUUGGGUUUGCCUAUGUAAAAGCAGUGGCAGAAGCUUGGCAUUCAGCUGUAGAAGGAGCACAUUCUGUAUCACAGGUUAGCCAGACUGCCCAUGAUCAAGCCUUAGUGCUUCAAAAUGCUUUGCAAAAUAUUCCAAACCCAUUCUCUGAAAACAUGUUGCGUAAAGUAGCCAUCCAGCUUGCCCAGCAGAUCUCAUGUGAGGCUGGCAUGGUUUCCUCUGAGCUCAGAGGUAUUCAGAAUUUUUUUGUGGCAUCAUCAUACAUCCCAGACAUCUAUGUGAUCAGAGCAAUACAGAAGAUAGUUUGGGCAUCUGGGUGUGGCACAGUGCAGCUUGUGUUCAGCUCAAAUGAUGAAAUCAGCAAAGUUUAUGAGAAGACUAAUACUGGAAAUGAACCUAAUGCAGAAGAUGAACAAGUUUGCUGUGAAGGACUGGAGGUUUUGGCGCUGUGCUUUGCAUUAAUACCGACAGCUUUGGAUGUACUUACUAAAGAAAAAGCAUGGCAGACCUUCAUAACUGAUUUGCUGCUACAUUGCCAAAGCAAGACUGUUCGUCAGAUUGCUCAAGAGCAGUUUUACUUAAUGGCUACAAGGUGUUGCAUGGGACGCAGUCCUGUACUAUUCUUUAUAACACUCCUGUUCACAGUUUUGGGGAGCACAGCAAACGAACGAGCAAGACAUGCAGGAAAUUAUUUUGUUUUAUUAAGGCAGUUAUUAAACUAUGCUUACAACAACAAAAUUAACUUUCCCAGUGCUGAAGUUUUUCUAAAUAAUGAAAUUGAAUGGCUGAAAAUGAUCAGGGAUGAAGUGAAAAGAACUGGAACAACUGGGGUUGAAGAAACUAUUCUGGAAGGUCAUAUGGGUUUAACAAAAGAACUUCUGGAUUUUCAGACCAUUGAAAAGAAGAUAUGUAUUGGUUGUGAAAAUGGAGGCAUCAAUUUAAUCAAGGAGCUGAUUGAUGACUUUAUCUUUCCAGCCUCAAACCUAUAUCUACAGUGGAAGAAGGGCUGUGAAUUCCCAACUGAGCAGGCCAUUGCUGUCUGUAGUUCUCCAGCCACUAUCAAUGUUGGUUUUGAGCUGCUGGUUGCACUUGCUGUGGGUUGUGCGCGAAACCUUAAGCAAAUUGCAGACACCAUAACUGAUAUGUAUUAUUCAGGUGGUGAAAAACUUACAGAAUGGGAGUACUUGCCACCAGUUGGUCCUCGACCUCUCAAAGGAUUUGUGGGCUUGAAGAAUGCUGGUGCCACUUGCUACAUGAACUCUGUCAUUCAGCAGCUUUAUAUGAUACCUGCAAUUAGAAAUGGAAUCUUGGCAGUUGAAGUCCCAUUUUGUGAUCGAGAAUAUGAGACAUCUGGGGAUGAAAAGCAGGAACAUGAGGAUAAAGGUGAUCUUCAUGAGGAGACUAAGUUUCAUCAGUACAAGGAGAAGUCCUUUAUGAGCAAAACAGAAGAUCGUAAGGCAUAUAAUAUAGGACUUCUGCAACAGCUACAAGUUAUCUUUGGUCAUUUGGCUGCCUCCAGGUUGCAGUAUUAUGUCCCUAUAGGUUUCUGGAAACAGUUCAGGUUAUGGGGUGAACCAGUCAACCUAAGAGAACAGCAUGAUGCACUGGAGUUCUUUAACUCACUGGUGGACAGCUUAGAUGAAGCUCUAAAAGCACUUGGCCACCCACCAAUGUUGAGUAAAGUUCUAGGCGGAUCAUUUGCAGACCAGAAGAUUUGUCAAGGUUGUCCACACAGGUAUGAAUGUGAAGAAACCUUUACAGCAUUGAAUAUGGAUAUCAGAAACCAUCAAAAUCUUUUGGAGUCACUGGAACAGUAUGUUAAAGGAGAUCUGUUAGAGGGUGCUAAUGCCUAUCACUGUGAAAAAUGUAACAAAAAGGUGGACACAGUGAAACGUCUUCUGAUUAAGAAGUUACCUCCAGUUCUUGCCAUACAGCUGAAGCGGUUUGAUUAUGACUGGGAAAGGGAAUGUGCAAUCAAAUUCAAUGAUUAUUUUGAAUUUCCACGUGAGCUGGACAUGGAGCCUUAUACUGAGGGAGGGGUGGCAAAAAUGGAAGGGGAUGACACAAAUCAUGUUGACCAGAAUGAAAGCACAGAUAAUACACAGCUAGAGAGCACUAAAUACAGACUUGUUGGUGUUCUUGUACAUAGUGGACAGGCUAGUGGAGGACACUAUUACUCAUACAUCAUUCAGAGAAAUGGUGGAGAUGGUGAAAAAAAACAGUGGUACAAGUUUGAUGAUGGAGAUGUGACAGAAUGCAAGAUGGAUGAUGAUGAAGAAAUGAAAAAUCAGUGCUUUGGUGGAGAGUACAUGGGAGAAGUUUUUGACCACUUGAUGAAGCGCAUGUCUUUUAGGCGACAAAAAAGGUGGUGGAAUGCAUACAUACUUUUUUAUGAGCGCAUGGAGGCUUUGGGUAAAGACAAUGAACUUGUUAUGUGUAUCGCACGACUAUCUAUAACUACAAAACCCCACCAAAUUAAGAUGCCAUCUACCAUAGAACAAAGUGUACGAAAACGGAACAUGCAGUUUAUGCACAAUCAUAUGCAGUACAGCCUGGAAUAUUUCCAGUUCAUCAAGAAACUUCUGACCUGUAAUAAUAUCUAUUUAAGUCUUCAAGCAGGACAAGAUCAUCUUUUGCCUGAAGCAGAAGAAAUGGCUAUGAUUAGCUGUCAACUUGCUGCCAGAUUUCUGUUUAGUACAGGAUUCCGUACCAAGAAAAUUGUUCGAGGACCUGCCAGUGAUUGGUAUGAUGCUUUGUGCAUUUUACUUUGUCGCAGUAAGAAUGUGCGUAACUGGUUUGCCUACAAUGUCCUUUUUGCUUAUCCAAGCCGCUUUUCUGAGUACCUUCUUGAAUGCCCAAGUGCUGAAGUGAGAGGAGCAUUUUCUAAGCUUAUUGUAUGUCUUGCACAUUUUUCUUUACAAGAUGAACUGUCAAAUUCUACAUUAUGUCCUUCACCGGGGCCUUCUGCUCAGGCUUGUGACAACGCAAGUUUAAGUGAUAACUUAAUAAAAACGGUUUUAAGUCUACUACGAAGAGAGGUGUCGGAGCAUGGGCGUCAUCUGCAUCAGUACUUUAAUCUGUUUGUAAUAUAUGCAAACCUAGGUGUGGCUGAAAAGACACAGUUGUUAAAACUAAAUAUUCCAGCAACAUUUAUGCUUGUAGCUCUUGACGAGGGCCCUGGCCCUCCAAUUAAAUGUCAGUAUGCUGAACUGGGCAAACUGUAUGCAAUUGUUUCACAGCUUGUGCGCUGUUGUGAUGUAUCAUCUCGCAUGCAGUCUUCAAUAAAUGGUAGUGUUCCACUUCCAAAUCCUUAUGGUGAUCAAAAUGUGCCUCAACCUAUCAUGCCAAUACAGCAGCCUGUAGCUGAAAUUCUUUUUGUUCGAGCUAGUUAUGUUAAAAAGGUUAUUGAAGACUGUAGCAAUUCAGAAGAAACAGUUAAACUACUCAGCUUUUGUUGCUGGGAGAAUCCACAGUUUUCUUUUGCUGUACUGAGUGAGCUCCUCUGGCAGGUGGCCUAUUCUUAUACAUAUGAACUUAGACCUUACCUGGACCUCCUUUUGCAGAUCAUGCUAAUAGAAGAUUCCUGGCAAACACAUCGGAUUCACAAUGUGCUUAAAGGCAUUCCAGAUGACAGAGAUGGAUUUUUUGAUACCAUUCAGCGUUCCAAAAACCACUAUCGAAAGAGAGCGUACCAGUGCAUUAAAUGCAUGGUUACCCUGUUUAGCAACUGUGCAGUUUCUUACCAGAUUCUGAAGAGUAAUGAUGAUUUGAAGAGAAAAUGGACAUGGGCAGUUGAAUGGCUUGGUGAUGAACUUGAGCAUAGACCCUACACUGGAAAUCCGCACUUCAGUUACAGCAAUUGGUCUCCACCAGUACAAAGCAAUGAAACGUCAAAUGGGUACUUUUUGGAAAGAUCACAAAGUGCAAGACUGACUCUGCAGAAGGCUUGUGAACUUUGCCCAUUUGAGGAUACAGAUGACCAGGAUUCUUCCCUAUCAGAGGAUACUGCCCUGUACACUCCCUCUCCGGGCUCUCAACAUCUGCAGAAUAACCACGUGCACAGUCAGCCAUACGUAGGCUCACCGGCUUCACAUAUGAGCAGCACUCCUUGACUGCCUUUUGCAGUUUUCUUGUGUUCAUGAAGUUGCCCCAUCUCAAACAACAGAAUAAAACUCCUACCUGUUGUCUUCA